UGUGCGAGCCGCCGCGCGGAAGGAGCCGCUCCGCCUCUGACAGAGACGCUCCCCCCACCGCCCGCCCGCCCUCACCUCGAGCUGGCGCUGCCUCCCCGCGCUGCCGGCGCUGCCGCCUCGCCCGCCGCUCGCUCGCCCGCCCGCCACCGCGCCCCGCCGCCGUCCCCUUGCUGCCGGGCCCCGCCGAGGGGCAGACGGGCAGCCCUCGCCCCCGCCGCCCUGCUGCGGCUGCCGCGCCCCUCGCCCCCCGCCGCAGGGAAGGGGCAGCGGUGACUGCCAGACGGGAGGAGAGCAGAGGAAAGGAGCCGCCGCCGGCUUGGGCAGCGCGCUGCGGUUGGGUCUCGGGGGAUGGACUGGGCUUCGCCCUCUGUCUCAGCCUGCCCGCGGAAAGGAGGGCGGUGACCGGCUGCCCAACCCGCCGGGGAGGAGAGACACCCCCGCCUGCGCCGCGGGGCCGGCACGACCCUGCUUACGCCCGGUUAAAUGUCACGGCUCCCCGGUUGCUCCCCGCCGCAGUCCCGCGCGUCGCUCACCUCGGGAGAGAGCUGUGAAGGUGGCGGCAGAGCCAGUCCCGGCUGCGGCGCGCCCCGCCGCCGCUCGCCGUGAGGGAGCGCCCAGGCAGGCGCCAGUGAGCGAGUAGUGGAGCUGGAAAACUUGGUAGCAAACUCUUUGUCUUUCCUGUUUCUAUCUAUGGAGCCUGGAUUUUGCAAGCUGUAUUAGCUGCUUUAAAGCAAGUACCUGUUCUUGAGAUGACCUUGCUUCAUUAACAUCUGUGAUCUGUAACAAGAUACAGUAUUACAACUGUUGAUAUGAAGAUAAACAGUCUGAAGGAGGGAGGUAAUAGAAGACUAUCACCACAAGUGUGAGCAAUGAGCAGUUUCAACCUGGUGCAGUGAUCAUCUCCAGGAAUUGAACCCACUAAGUUUUAAGGCCUGUGACAGAGGGUUAGACCCAAUCAGUGGAGUCAUGCAUCACACAGCUGUAUCACGCUGGCAGCCAUUCCUGGGUCUGGCUAUGCUGCUAAUUUUCAUGAGCCCCACCACAGGCUGCCCAGCCCGCUGUGAAUGCUCAGCACAGAACAAGUCCGUCAGCUGUCACCGAAGGCGUCUGAUGGCCAUCCCAGAGGGCAUUCCCAUUGAGACCAAAAUCUUGGAUCUCAGCAAGAACCGACUGAAGAACGUCAACCCUGAGGAAUUCACAUCAUACCCUUUGCUGGAGGAGAUCGACCUCAGUGACAAUGUAGUCGCCAAUGUGGAGCCUGGAGCCUUUAACAAUCUCUUCAACUUGCGCUCCCUAAGGCUGAAAGGAAACCGUCUGAAGCUGGUCCCCCUUGGGGUGUUCACUGGGUUGUCAAACUUAACAAAGCUCGAUAUAAGUGAAAACAAGAUUGUCAUUUUGCUGGACUACAUGUUCCAAGAUCUGCAUAACCUAAAAUCCCUGGAGGUUGGGGACAAUGAUUUGGUUUAUAUAUCACACAGGGCCUUUAGCGGACUGCUUAGCCUGGAGCAGCUCACCCUGGAGAGAUGCAACCUCACAGCUGUACCAACAGAAGCUCUUUCUCACCUCCACAACCUCAUCAGUCUGCGUCUGAAACAUCUCAUCAUUAACGGUUUGCCUGCAUAUGCCUUUAAAAGACUGUUUCGUCUGAAAGAUCUAGAGAUAGACUCCUGGCCCCUCCUGGACAUGCUCCCUGCCAACAGUCUGUAUGGUCUCAACCUUACUUCCCUCUCCAUCACCAACACCAACCUGUCUGCAGUACCUUAUUCUGCUUUUAAACAUCUGGUUUACCUGACCAAUCUAAACCUCUCUCACAACCCUAUCAGCACCAUUGAAGCAGGCAUGCUUUCAGAUUUAGUGCGUCUCCAGGAAUUCCACAUGGUGGGGGCCCAGCUACGUACCAUUGAACCACACGCUUUCCAAGGGCUCCGAUUCUUACGCGUACUUAAUGUGUCCCAAAACCUGCUAGAAACCCUAGAAGAGAAUGUGUUCCAUUCCUCCAAAAGCCUUGAGGUCCUCUGCAUUAACAACAAUCCUCUGUCCUGUGACUGCCGUCUGCUUUGGAUUUUACAGAGGCAACCCACUUUGCAGUUUGGAGGCCAGCCGCCAAUGUGUGCUGGCCCAGACAGUGUCAAAGAGAGAUCAUUUAAAGACUUUCACAGUACAGCUCUUUCCUUUUAUUUCACCUGUAAGAAGCCCAAGAUACAAGACAAGAAGUUGCAAUACCUGGUAGUGGAGGAAGGGCAGACGGUGCAGUUGAUGUGCAAUGCUGACGGGGAUCCGCAGCCUACCAUAUCCUGGGUUACCCCACGCCGGAGGCUGAUCACAACUAAAUCAAAUGGAAGAGCCACUGUGCUGGGAGAUGGCACCCUGGAGAUCCGAUUUGCUCAAGACCAGGACACUGGCAUCUAUGUUUGUAUUGCAAGUAACGCAGCUGGGAACGACACAUAUUCGGCCUCCCUUACGGUAAAGGGAUUUACUUCUGACCGUUUCCUUUACGCCAACAGAACCCCGAUGUAUAUGACAGACUCCAACGACACAAGUUCCAAUGGAACUAAUGUGAACACGUUCUCUCUGGACCUUAAGACAAUCUUGGUGUCCACAGCUAUGGGCUGUUUCACAUUCCUUGGAGUGGUUUUAUUUUGUUUCCUCCUUCUUUUUGUGUGGAGCCGAGGGAAAGGCAAACACAAAACCAGCAUUGACCUUGAAUAUGUCCCUCGCAAAAACAAUGGUGCUGUGGUUGAAGGGGAGGUUGCUGGACCACGAAGGUUCAAUAUGAAAAUGAUUUGAUGGUAUUCUGCUAGCAGUGCUUUUUCUGUGGCAUUAAAACCAAUUAAACCAGCCUGGCACGUGGAAUUGCUAGGCAAAAACAGCUUAAUGCAGCUGUCACUGUAUCAAAAAGUUACAUGAAAAUGGAAAGACUAUUUGUGGUUAUACAGCAGAGCCUCCAAACCUUGAGGCAGAUAUGUCAGGGCCUUUCAUAGAACUGGUAAAUUGUACUAACUGUUUGCGUUGCAAAUAUUGGCAUUCUGGGGAUAUCAGCAAUGAACCGCUGGCUCAUGCUCAUGGACAAUUGUUCAACAUUUUCUACCACUACAAAAAGAAAAAGAAAAAAAGCCUACAGUGUAGGAUUUACAUACUUAAAGAAAAAGACACAUUUGUCUAAAACGUACUCUACAGUGAAAUUUGUAUCUAUAGAUCUCAUUUGGUAAAACCUUGCAUCAUCCCUUCUAGUUGGUUCAACACCACAAAAAAUUGGUAGGUUUUUUUUUUUUAAUCUACAUCAAUACUGUGUACAUUUUAAAGCAAUACAAAUGAGAGGUUAUGCUUUUAGAUAUCCACCAAUACUGACCCAAGUGUGAUGUCACCUUCCUUUUAACUACCAUCUAACCCAAAUUAGACUCUUGUAGUUACCAAUUAGAAAUAACAUAAGAUAUUUUUCUCCUCAUGCAGAAGGCCAGAGAUGAAUAGUUGAGAGCAAAAAUGCUCAGCUCUGUUGAUCUUCUCUUCAUAUAAAUAUAAGGCACGUGCCUAGUUUUGAUACAGAAUGGAAUAUUUUUUAUAUCUGUGAUAUCACACUGGACCAGUUUACUGUAACAUAGCCCUGGAUCUCACCCAGGGAAGGCAACCCACUAGACAUUGCUGGCAUAGAGGAGUUGAGUUCUACCUUGAAGAGAGCGAGCUGGUUUUGUUAGCCCUGAUUUUAAUUUCAAAACUACUGUUGAAAUGUUAAUAUGUACUGGGCAAGAAGAAAGAACGUGAUACAUUCUACAUACUCCUUGGGAAAUAUGGUCAUCUUACUAUUUAUACAAGUGUGAAUUAAAACAUGCAAACGCUCUGCUUCUAGGAAUGAACUCUUCUCCAAUGCCAAGUAAACUAUGGUUGUCCAUGCAUAAUAUGGGGAUUAUAAUACUAAAAUAAUGUUUAAAACAUGAUAGCCUCAAAAAGGCUAACAUACUGCCAGAUAUAAUGAACCUCUAGCCACUGUCAUUCUCAUCUUGUAUAUUUGUAGAUAACACAUAAAGGCAAAGCUAAUUUCCAAGAACAGAUUACUUAGCUAUUCUGGAUGCCAUUUUAAUAACUAUGUGGUUAUAUUUCUUUCAGGGGCAGUAUCUUAGAGCAAGAGGGGCAAGUUUUUUCCAGGUUUUAGGAAGCUUUUUUAACAGAGAGAAGACAGAAGUGUAACGUUAGUUCAGGACAAGUAAACUUUUUUUUAUUUAUGCCUCUAAACAAAUUCUCAAACGGCUCAGAACUGAAACUUUAUUCUUUAUCGUUGAUACCACUGUUCUAAUUUUGAAAUUAUCAGCAAUGGGAAGAUACUCACAAUUUUCCAGCAGUUAUGAGCCAUAGGUUUGUUGCUAAGUGGUUGAUAAUAGAUACAAUUUAUAAAUGAUUGGCAUAACCUGGAGUAAGGAUAAUAAUGACUAUGUAAGUUUUUAGCUAAAAUGAAUAUAAAAAUAUGAUAAGACCGAACAUUGAGAUUAAUGUGAUUUAAGACUCUGUGUCCAAUCGUAAAAUAAGAUUUCAGCACUUUGAAACCAAAGUCAGGCUGACCUACAAUGGGAUGCAGGUGCUUCUAAAAUUAGUAUCCACAACCUUUGGCAGAGAUUUUCUAAGCAGGAUAAAAAUCUCCCACUCCUAUCAAGGGAAAUGUGCCAAAAGUUGUAAAAUCCAGCUGCAUUCCCUAGGUGUUCCCCUAACAUAGCUGUAGAACCCAAGGCUAGGCAGUUUUUGAGAAUCUCUUUUCUUAGUGGUUGAUCUUUGGUUGCAUCAUUGCUCCAUUUUAGGUCACCAAACUGAGGGGCAUGCAAGGAUUGUGAGAAUUUUCUUCACUUUAGUUGGUUUUAAGUUUAGAGUUGGGUUUUCUUGCUUCUUUUUUUAUGCUCUGAACUAGAUAGUUGGAGAUUUAUGGAGAUGCUUGAGAGUAAACCUCUUUGUUCUAUGACAGUUUGUAGAACAUGAAUAAAAUGGAAUAACCCCUGACUAAAUUCUAACACCAGGGAAAUUAUUUUUGCUGAUAUAAUAACCACCGCACUGAAGUCCAAAACUCUACUGUACCUUAAUGCGGGCAGUUAAAGAAACAAAUGGGGAUAAAAAAAAAAAGUGUUUCUGAACUGCCCAUUGAAGACAUUUGCAUGUGCCUUUCCCUUGUAAUUGUCAUUUUUUCAACUAGUAAUCUAUUGCCCCUGCAGUCAUUUCAUGUUAAAUGUUAAAAUCAAUGUUGGAAGCAAAAAUUCUCCUAAAUUCUAGACAGUUGCAAAUGAUUGCUUCAUAUUAAAUGACACAAUAAAAAAAAAAAUCUCAAAAACCCUAGAAAAAUGUGCUUUUAGGAUUAAUUAUGAAUUGCUGAAUUCCCCUAUCCCCUUAGAAUGACUCUAAAAAGUGAUUGCAUUUUUAGUGCACUGCAAGGAUUUCUGAGCAGUAAUGUGCUUAGUUACCUAUGUGAAAUGUGUGCUGGUGAUGAAAAUCACUGCUUGCUCUUGCUGAGCACCAUCUUGCAGAGCUGUCAGUGUUGUGUGUAUCGCUUUGAGUUCAGUCAGUAUUCAGUUUUGAAGAAUCAGUGUUUGCUCCCUGCCUCUGGCAAUGUUCUACUUUUUGCAGCCUAGUUAUUUCAUUGUGGACUUGGCAAGGCAUAUGGCAUCUCUUAGCAGAAGUGAGGACAGCAAGACUCAGAGACAAGUUUUUAUCUUGCUCCACAGUCUUAUGUAUUUGUAUGUAUUCGUGGGACACACACUCACUGUGGCUGUUUUGAGUGAAUAAGGAAUACAGUGUCAGGGUCAGACCUAGAUAAGUAUCUUUUUAGCAAUUCUUUUAAGAACAGAGUGGCUGCCUCUUGAAGGAGUCCCUUCUCCUCUCUGCUAGAGACCAAGGAGGCACCACAGUUUAUCUUACAGCAGGGGAGAAAAAGGACUAGGCUCUGAGGAGGCAUCUGACCCACAUGGCUCUCCUCUUAUAUGUUCAGAAACAGGUGGACAGUGCAUACCUGCCACUAAAAGAGCGAAUUAAGGUUUUUCCCCUACCUCUGACUUUUAUACUGCCUGCCCCCCAUGCUGGCAGUCAAUACAACAAGAUCCUGAGGCAUAACAAUAGUUCUGCAGAAAAGGAGAAAACUGAAAAUGUCAACAACAGCAGAGGAACUUGACAAAGCAGGUACCACAGUAUCCUUGUCAAUAAUCCUCUAAGAGCAGUGCUGAGCCUCCCACAAAUACGGUUUGAAAUCCACUUCCACAGACCAGUACUCCUCUUUCAUAAUGGAUGGAUGUACAAGUGCUGACUUCCCACAAUUGAGUUAAAGAGGACACUGCAGCAAUGUAUUAAGAAAAGAGUUUGCAAUGAUAUAAGGACAGAUUAAGACUAAGUGGCACCCACAGUUUAAGAUUAAGCAGUGCCUCACCUCAGACUUAUUUCUACAUUUUUAACUGGGUUUUUUUUUCCCUUCUUCCUUUCUUAUUAACUUGGCAGCAUUCUUCUCAGAAAUGGUUCGUCCACAACAUCACCUCAGUUGGAUUCAGACUAGGAGACUGCUUUUACCCUCUGUUCCCCAGUCCUUCACCAUUCACACAUGCUCCCAGUGGCAACAGGGUCAACAGCCCCAUAUACAACUGGAAUCAGCCAGGAGACUCUGAGACCCUAGAAAACUGUUGAUGCAAGCUGAUGUCACUAGAUUGGGGUUGUUUGUAGUUGGUGUUUGGGGGUUUUUUUUAAUUAAUUUGAUGUCAUUGUCACACUGUCAUUCAAGGUUUCUUUUAUUGACAAGAAUGGCAGCUAUCUUUUUUCCUUAUUUCUUGCAUCAUGGUAUUGCAUCACCUAUGAUGGUAAAAAUUAUACCACCAUAAAGAAAAUUAAGAAAAAAAGCCACAUUACACUCUCAACACCACAAAUUGUAGUUGAAGGAUAAGACACAGUAAGAAAUAAGCACUAGUAUUUAACAGAAAGUCUUAUGUAAACCUUGUGAUAGAAGAAAAAACUGGUGUGGAGGAACUUUGGAAUGUAGGCCAUGUUGCAACUGAACCACAUCAAAGAUAAGUAGAAAUAGAUUCCUACACCAUGCUCAGAUAUCUGGUUUAGAAAUUAGACUUUUCUGGAAAAAACUUCAGUAUGUGUGAAUGCCAGAAGCCCAUGUUUAACUUAUAAAAAGUCAAAGCAUUGGCUGAAAGUCCAGAAGAAAAAUCAGCUUCUGGCUGCCCAAGGACAACAGCAGUGUCUAGCAAAGACAGCCAAGAAACUGCAGUCAUAUAGUUAUUUUGCCUCAUUUGCUACUGCAUUCCAUGAAAAAAGGGUCCAUUAGCCAUCAAUAAAAUGGGCCAUCCUUACUCAUUUUUCUUCAGAGAGGGCAACAUUUGUGUCAGUAAGCCACAGUCUGUUCCACCUCCAUCCCCAGCAAUGAAACAUCCAUCAAGAAGCAAGGAAGGGGAAGCUUAUUCUAGCCAGUUUGCUAAUUAUCUUUUUUCUCCUGAAUGAUCCUAGUGUACCUGGGGUUAGCAUGAUGACUGCGCUGUCCAUUCCCAUCCUCUCAGCUCACAAUGUGGCUUGAUGUGGAGUAGCAGGGAAAGAAGCACAUAGUCAACUCUCCUUCCUCCCUGAACUGUAACUCUGGUCUUUUCAAAUAAAAGAACCAGCACAGCUGCAGUAUCUUAGAAAUCACAGUCUGCUGCAGCUAAUCUGUAGUUUUGCCAUAAGACAACACGUGGGAAAACACUGGAUACAUACUUUCUGGCCUUGUUUUCAGUACCCUAGGUGAUUGCUCUUUGUGCUAAAAAGAACUAGGAAAGAAGAACUAAGAAAAUUUUCAUCCAGUAAUUUAAAAGUUAAUUGUGCCUGGAGGAGUUAGAGGGACAUCUUUGGAAAAGGCAAAGAGCCUGAUUGCUGGAGAAUCACUGAAACAAUGAAUGACGCUUUUAAAGUUAGAUAAGCAAUUUGGAUGCCCUAUUCCUAUCACCUGUAAUAAGAAUUACAAACUCAGUUUCCCUUUGCAGCCUCGAAGAAUCACAGCCAGUUGGUUCCAUGAUACAGACUCCCUUUGUCUGUCUCCUAGCUCUGCCCUCUUUCAUUCUCAGUUUCAAAUAACUGUGAUGCCAAAUGAAGAUCUCUGGAUUUUUUUUUAAUUUCACUGCAUUUUCACAUGGCUUUUGGAAUCUAGAUGUCAAAGCAGGAUCUUAAACCCUCUUCAAGCCAAAAAUAAAAAAGGAAGAAGAAGAGAAGAAGCUUGAAUAAACCUCCUCCUGAAAAUUAAAUAAACCAAUUUCUGUGUGGUUCUUGUUACUGAGAUAGCUGCAUGCCAAAAGUAAUCUGCAGGUUGAAUGAGUCUGAGUUUUUUAUUUUGGUUUGGUUUGGGGUUUUUUUACUAGAAGCAGGUGGUUGGAUAUAAGGCCAGCUGGAAAUAAAAAUCUAUAUUUAUAUCUGCAGCAGUAUAAGGAAAGAGCUGGCAUAGUCAAGAAAAUGUUCCAUGUUAUUUCACCUUAAAUUUAAAGAUACUUUAUCCUUCAUAUUCAAAUAGCUCAUAGAAGAGUACAAAAGAGCAGACUUUCCCCUCAUAAUUUGAUUAUUCAAACUGGUACCGAAAUUGUCAUGAAGUAGAAGUGUUGAAGCAAGAGACUGAAAACAGAUUUUCCACUCUAGUCAGGCAAUAUAAAUUAGGAGAAAUCCCCUUGACACCAUUCUGUUAUUCCUUGGUUACACUAGAAAUUUGAUAAUGGAAUCUAAGUUUUUUGCUUUCUACUAAGGGGACUAUAAGCAGAAAAUAAGCAGAACUUAUGUUUUAAUUAUUUCUCACCUUGCAGCAUACAUUCUGUUCUGGAUUGCUUUAAUAUUUAGCACUGCUAACUGAGCUGGAGAAUAUGAAAACGUAGAUUAUGGGAAGAAAAGAAAAAAAGGCAAAAGAAAAAGAAAACCUGUAACCUUAAAGAAGUCUGCCUAUUUCUUUGUGGUAUUUGCAAGACAACAACAUUAUCUCCUCACACAUAAACCAAGAGCAAUGGGUUGAAAUUUCAAGGCAGCUGUGAAGAUGGAAGUCAACUUGUACACAUACUAAUAAUUUUGAUCUUUCAGAAAACAAAAUAUUAUUGCUUCUUAAAGAAUUCAUUUAUGCCAUUUUGAUACCUAAAAGCAAAUGACACUUUGGCUUCAUUACCCUGGACACUCUAUAAGUAGGAAGUAAAUGACAACCCUUAUCUGGUGAGCUUACAGCCAUAUAGUAGGAAGUUGGCUUCUGGGCAAGUACAUGUGAUAGCAAGUCUCUCAUAGUUUGGGGAGGGAAUGCCAUAGUGCAUAUAUAUUAAAAUACUGUCACACUUACUGAAAUCUAUUUGAAGCACAUGUAUUUCAUAUGUAUAUGUUUGUGUGUGCAAAAAAAGAGUUAUAUUUGUUUUGUUCCUUUCUUACUUCAAGUAUUAAAUGUAUAUUGUUUUUAAAAGGUGACAAGGUAAACCGGAAAAAAUGUGUUGUAAUUUAUUUUAAUAUAUAUGAUCAUGGAUAUGGAUGGCAAAUUAGACAGCCUUGCUGUUAUGAUCCGUGAAGCACAUGACAAGUCGGGUUUGUCCAUAAGUUUGCUUCAUGUUUGAG
Molecule: messenger RNA, 9558 nt
Organism: Grus americana (Whooping crane)
Lineage: Eukaryota; Metazoa; Chordata; Aves; Gruiformes; Gruidae
Gene: LINGO2
Product: leucine rich repeat and Ig domain containing 2
Exons: 6
Coding region: 967-2787 (606 amino acids)
Cellular component (GO): extracellular matrix
Molecular function (GO): protein binding
Source: RefSeq, a predicted model, not a curated record